Messenger RNA from Drosophila erecta, 1638 nucleotides. RefSeq names its product glycosyltransferase-like domain-containing protein 1-like. Lineage: Eukaryota; Metazoa; Arthropoda; Insecta; Diptera; Drosophilidae. The coding region runs from base 87 to 1220 and encodes 377 amino acids. The record is from RefSeq and is a predicted model, not a curated record. Gene Ontology annotation, molecular function: glycosyltransferase activity. The transcript has 3 exons.
AAAGCCACAACAUACCAAGUAAUUUGGUCGGAAAGGAUCAGUCAAAAUGAUCGGUCACACUAUUUCCCAGCACACCAAAUCCAAAAAUGUCGUGCGUAAAGCCGCAUAUUUUGAUUAUUGAGCCGUUUUACGGGGGCAGUCACAAACAGCUGAUUAGCGCACUGAUCGAGGGUCUCAGCCACGGCGAUUACGAGAUAUUUAGCCUUACCGCCAAGAAAUGGCACUGGCGAGCACGCACCUCUGCCCUCCACUUCUCCCAGCUGAUUCCCAGCGAUCACGAAUACCGGAUGCUCUUCACCAGCUCCGUGCUCAGCCUGGCCGAGCUGAUUGGCCUCCGUCCGGAUCUAGCCGCGUGCCGGAAAAUAGUCUACUUCCACGAAAACCAGCUGAUCUAUCCGGUGCGGGAGGUGAAGCAACGCGAUUGUCAAUACGGUUUCAAUGAGAUUCUAACCUGUCUUGCCGCAGACAUAGUGCUCUUCAAUUCCCAGUUCAAUUGCAGCUCGUUUUUGGAUAAUGUUCAGCCGUUUCUAAAUAUUCAGCCAGACUUUAAAAUCAAGCAUAUUCGCGAGAAAAUUGAAAAGAAAUGCCAAGUGCUGUACUUUCCUGUUAAUUUUGAUCGAUUUCCCAAUCGUAGAAAGUACGUAAAGGGGGAGACCUAUGAGGAUCUGGAAGAGAAGUGCAUCCAUCUUAUUUGGCCACAUCGCUGGGAGCACGAUAAGAAUCCAAAACUAUUGGUGGACACGCUCUGCGAGCUCCACGAGCGCCAAGUGGACUUUAAGGUUACUAUUUGUGGCGAGAGUUACCAGGAGAUACCGGAGGAAUUCGAGCAUAUACAGGAGAAACUGGGAACCAAGCUGGUGAGCUUUGGCCAUCUGGAACGUGAGGAGUAUUUGAAGACACUUCUUACCGGUGACAUCGUGAUUUCAACUGCCGACCAUGAGUUCUUUGGAGUAGCCAUGCUGGAGGCCACAUUCUGUGGCUGCUAUCCAAUUGCGCCCAAUAAAUUGGUUUAUCCGGAAAUCUACCCAAAGGAAAACCUCUACAAUACCGCCAAUGCCCUAACAAAAAAGCUCUAUAACUUCUGUAAAAUUCCGAGGGUCUUUCGCAAGCAACGCGACCAAUUCUUUGAGAUUUUUAACUUCGAUCGUUUUUCGGCGAACGAACUAGUGCCAAAAUAUCUGGACAUAUUUAACAGAAAUACUGAAGACGUACAAAGUUAGAAAUCGAACGAUGUUUGUUAUAAUGUUCUACAGAACUAACUUUGAUCUUCAAUAUAUAUAAAUAUUUAAUAUUUCGUUAUUCGAUUAUAAUAGGCUUCUUUUUAAAUGAAUAUGUCACUCUUCUGUACGCUACAAAGCCAAUGAACCAACUAAAGUAAUUUACUAUUGCUAAAACACGUUUUAUUACGUUAAGCAUAUUUAUUUAUUACAAAAUUUAGAUACAAUUCAAGGUGGAUAAAUCAAAAAUAAUGCCAAUUAAUGUAGUACUAUAAAUCUUAUUUCGAAUACGCAAUCGAAUUUAUGUGCAAUUUUAGGGAUCAAUAUCUACAAUUUUAUAAAGAUGAUGCUCAUAGAAUUUUGUUUGUAAUACUUCAAUAUAGCAACAUGAAAUUAUAGCGAACCAAAGCGGUCGAAUGAA